AUGCCGAUCGUCAGCGUAUACACUGGUUUCAAGUUCCGAGUUAAUGAAAGCGUUUACAUCAAGAAUACCACCACCCAAAGCCUUCGUGGGCCUUACCUAAUUUCCGAAACUCACGAUGGUCCGAAAUACACGCUCGAAGAUGUCAAAGGAGACUUGGCAGCAGGCGGAAAGAAGUUCGAUGAACACGAGUUGGAGCACGCUGGCCUGGAUUUUCAUGAACACAAGCUGGAAAUCAACAAACAAGAGUCAGAGACCACUGAUCACGAGUCGGAAAGGAUCCGCAAAGGAGAGUUGCAAAUUGUCGAAUCUGGUUUGACUCCCGCUGUAGAAGAGUUGGAUUUCGAUGAAACUGAGCCGCAUCUUAAAGACCAUAUAUCACCAAAUACUUUGCGAGACGACGUCAUAGACUCCCUUGGCGACAUGAGCAGUCAGAAACAGCCACCAAUGUCUGAUGAUAUCGAUCAAACUCAGGAUAGAAGUGCGACCACGUCGGAUACAUCUAUCCCUGGUAAUUCGAGUGGUAGGAUUCCCGCCGGAAAUAUUGCACACGUCGACAGUCAAGAUAUGUACUCAACGGCCUCCGUUAGAGAAGAUACAGAGAAAGAUCUCAUCGAACGAUUUACCCGUCGCUUGGUGGCCGAUUUGACAAGCACAGCCAUUCUUGAACGCGUAGCCAGUAUUCCAUUACCGGAACUCGAAGCCUUACUGAAAGCAUUUGCGGGGCGACUUCACGAGGAGUCUACAGCUCCGUUUGGAUGGAAAGCAUCCGUAGAUCUAUGUCGGGAGAGCGGAACGAUCAUCAACGCUAUUACAUGGAUCGAGCCUCUGAUUAGAGAUGAACCGAAGGAACCGUCAGCGGAAGAAGACUCACCGGAGGAUACUCCGACACGUGAUUCAUUCUUCGAGGAUCAAAGCAAUGUCAGCGACGGGCCAGAUGCCGCAGAACUAUCGCGAUUCGACCAUGAUCCAGGCGCGCAGGUAAUCCCACCCGGCUCAAAGAGCUACAAAGAGUUCAUAUCGGAAUCACAAGCGUAUCGUUGGCUUCUUUUGAAGCUACAAACCGAAGCAGAAGUCCACUAUCCCGGUCAACACACUAAAUGUGAUAUCGGCCAAAAGAUACUUAACGAAUCUCUUCAAUCGAUGAGCAGUCAGAGACCAAUGCCAGCCGUUCAUAUGAGUAUUGUUGUCGAUUGGGAGCUGGCAAAUUACAUCAAGUCGCUACACCUGUCGCUCUCUGAAGACAUUUGGGAUCAUGUACUGUGUUUGACGGGGUCAGACAGUGAUCUUCAAGCUGUCACUGUGGCCACAUAUCUACGUAUGACAUGGCCACUCACGGGUGAACGUCUGGGAGGUAUGCUGCUGAAGCUCUUGCAAUGCCAGUCAGAUCGUGCAUGCUCAUACGAACUCUCGUCCACACUCUUUGUUGAGUUUAAUAUCAUUUCCACUGGUCACUGGCAAAUAUGGGUUCAUGGCGGCCCAUACACGGUGUCUGAGUUCGCAGAACAGAUCGCAUGGCUAGCAACCACGUUACGGCUGUCGCCAAAACAGGAAACACUGGUGGUGCUGUCACCGCAACUGUCGAUCUUGCCAAGAGAAACACCAAACGAACAAGACAUAAAGGAAGUUACGAUAUGGAGUGAGCUCGCGUUCAACAUCAAUGACAACGAUAACACAGGCACUUCGAGUGAAGGCACUUGCUGGACUCAGUUGUUUACGAACCCUGUCUUGGUCAGCGGCUAUCCUAUCCUCCGAAAGUUUACACCAGCUGCUGGUCUUGAGACAUCAUUGGACAUCAUGGCGGGCCUUGUGAAAGCCCACCAGGUAGUUAGUCUCGAGAACAGAAUUGUGAUGAAAGGCUUCAACAAGACCGAACUCAAGCUCACACAUGACUGGGUGUACGAGGAAGACAAGCUGAAAGAAGACUGA
Molecule: messenger RNA, 1926 nt
Organism: Alternaria arbusti
Lineage: Eukaryota; Fungi; Ascomycota; Dothideomycetes; Pleosporales; Pleosporaceae
Exons: 5
Coding region: 1-1926 (641 amino acids)
Source: RefSeq, a predicted model, not a curated record